AUGAGACGAAGGAGCUGCACAUGCCCCCACCCUUGGUUCAGCUCCCCCUUGUGGACAUCCUCGGGGUGGGGGGACAGGAAGGCUAAGUCACUGGAGCGCCUGUUCCUGGCCUCCAUUCAGCAUCAGAAUUGGCACUUCUGCAGGGGUGCCCUGGACCAACGCUUUGUGUUGACAGCAGCCAGCUGCUUCCAGAGCCAGAACCCCAGAAUUGCCACGGUGGUGCUGGGGGCCUAUGACCUGAGGCAUCGAGAGAGUUCCAGGCAAACAUUCUCCAUCAGGAGCAUCAGCAAGAAUGGCUACGAUCCUCAGGAGAACUUGAAUGACCUGCUGCUGCUGCAGCUGGAGGGUGAGGCGCUGGGACCCCUGCCCUAGCAGAACGCCAUGGUGGAAGCCAACACCAGCUUCCAGGUGGCAGGCUGGGGGAUCCAAUGGCAUAGGGCAGGGGGACGUACCUCCAGUUCCCCAAGGGUCUCCAAUGCCACCAUGACCCCCUUGGACCAGUGUCACCCCAACAAUGUGUGCACUGGCAUUUUUACCUGCUGGGGUGGCAUCUGCCAGGGUGAUGGGCUGGUAACGGGUGCCCCUCAUCUAUAA
Messenger RNA from Eptesicus fuscus (big brown bat), 594 nucleotides. RefSeq names its product azurocidin 1 (gene AZU1). The record is from RefSeq and is a predicted model, not a curated record. NCBI's taxonomy places the organism in Eukaryota, Metazoa, Chordata, Mammalia, Chiroptera, Vespertilionidae. Gene Ontology annotation, cellular component: azurophil granule. Gene Ontology annotation, biological process: proteolysis. Gene Ontology annotation, molecular function: serine-type endopeptidase activity.